Messenger RNA from Erinaceus europaeus (western European hedgehog), 1931 nucleotides. RefSeq names its product zinc finger protein 479-like. Gene Ontology annotation, biological process: regulation of transcription by RNA polymerase II. NCBI's taxonomy places the organism in Eukaryota, Metazoa, Chordata, Mammalia, Eulipotyphla, Erinaceidae. The record is from RefSeq and is a predicted model, not a curated record. Gene Ontology annotation, molecular function: DNA-binding transcription factor activity; RNA polymerase II cis-regulatory region sequence-specific DNA binding.
AUGGCGUGCUCUCAGGAGGCAUUGACUUUCAGGGAUGUGUUCAUAGAAUUCUCCCAGGAGGAGUGGGAAUGCCUGGACCAGACUCAGCGGGACCUGUACAGAGAUGUGAUGUUAGAGAACUAUGCCAACCUGGUCUCUUUGGAAAUAUGUGAUAAGAAGGUCUUUUUGCCAUUUUUGGAAAUAGAAAAGUUAUUCACAGAAGAGGCAAUGAGCACACAUGGAAGCACUCAUCUUGGCGACAUUGAAUUAAUAACAGAAAAUACAUGUAAGAGCCAGUGUACAGUGCAAAGUGUGUACCAUGUUGGAUGCAAAAAAACUGGCACAAUCAUGCAGAGUAAGGUCACUACCAUCAAAAUAGAUCAACUGCUUGAGUCAACCUGGAUAAAACCCUCAAGUCAGUCACUUAAUAAUAUAGAGGCUUCUGUUUCUAUAAUUCAAGAUACACAUGAUGUUUUGAAACAUGCUCAGUCUCUGGAAGUAAAUGUGGAACAUCAAGAAAAUUCUCAAGAUCAUACUACAUGUAGUGACUCAAAAACUUUUCAAAAUACAAUUGGCUUAAAUGGAAAUGUAGUUAUUACUCAGCACCAGGACUUACAAAAUAAUAUAAGUCAAUAUAAUAAAAUUUCAAAGUUUUCAAAAUUUAUUAAAAAUCAGAAUUUUUAUACUAAAGAUAAAUGUUAUAAUUAUAAACAAUGUAGCAAAAUAUAUCUAUGCUCUUUUAUAGUUAUUACACAUCAGAAAAUUCAUAGUAGUCAGAGAACUUACAAUUGUAAACAAUGUAAAAAAACACUUAAGAAAUCAGAUCUUACACAACAUCAUAGAAUACAUACUGGGAGAAAACGUCACACAUAUAGGGAGUGUGGAAAAGCCUUUACUAAUUAUUUAAGCCUCAUGAAACAUCAUAGUAUUAAUACUGCGGAGAAACCUUACACUUGUGAAGAAUGUGGAAAAACCUUUAUUCAUCCUUCGAGCCUCAUUCGACAUCAUAGAAUUCAUACUGGGGAGAAACCUUACACCUGUGAAAAAUGUGGAAAAGCCUUUACUCAGUCCUCAAACCUCAUGAAACAUCAUAGAAUUCAUACUGCGGAGAAACCUUACACUUGUGAAGAAUGUGGAAAAGCCUUUACUCAGUCCUCAAGCCUCAUGCAACAUCAUAGAAUUCAUACUGGGGAGAAACCUUACACUUGUGAAGAAUGUGGAAAAGCCUUUACUCAGUCCUCAAGCCUCAUGCAACAUCAUAGAAUUCAUACUGGGGAGAAACCUUACACCUGUAAAGAAUGUGGUAAAGCCUUUACUUGGUCCUCAAGCCUCAUGAAACAUCAUAGAAUUCAUACUGGGGAGAAACCUUACACCUGUGAAAAAUGUGGAAAAGCCUUUACUCGGUCCUCAAGCCUCAUGAAACAUCAUAGAAUUCAUACUGGGGAGAAACCUUUCACUUGUGAAGAAUGUGGAAAAGCCUUUACUCGGUCCUCAAACCUCAGGGAACAUCAUAGACUUCAUACUGGGGAGAAACCUUACACUUGUGAAGAAUGUGGAAAAGCCUUUACUCAUUCCUCAAACCUCAUGGAACAUCAUAGAAUUCAUACUGGGGAGAAACCUUACACCUGUGAAGAAUGUGGAAAAGCCUUUAAUCGGUCCUCAAACCUCAUGGAACAUCAUAGAAUUCAUACUGGGGAGAAACCUUUCACUUGUGAAGAAUGUGGAAAAGCCUUUACUCAUUCCUCAAACCUCGUGAAACAUCAUAGAAUUCAUACUGGGGAGAAACCUUACACCUGUGAAGAAUGUGGAAAAGCCUUUACUCAUUCCUCAAGCCUCAUGGAACAUCAUAGAAUUAUACUGGGGAGAAACCUUACACUUGUGAAGAAUGUGGAAAAGCCUUUACUCAGUCCUCAAGCCUCAUGAAACAUCAUAGAAUUCAUACUGAGAAGAAA